CCGGGCCUCCGGGGGCGGCCGCAGCCGCGACGACCCGCGGCGCCACACGCUGUCCGGCACGGCAGACCACCACCAGCACCAACAGCACCACCAGCACCACCAGCACCAGGCCAUGGCCGGCCGCGCCAUGGACCUCGAGAUGAGUUCAAAGUCACAAAGGCGGAAGUCUCCGCUGCCGCGCGGGUACCCGCCGCUGCCGUCGGCCAUGCUGUUCGACGACGACCCGGGCAUCAUGUCGGAGGUGGAGACCAGCUCGACGGGCUUCCGACGAGGCGGCAAGCAGCGCUCCAGCUUGCCCGUGGUUCGCACCCCGUCCAAGACCCUGGAGCGGCCUCUAGGUAAGGGCGGCGGCGCAGUGGCGGGCCCCCCGCUGUUCGCGUACCCGUACCCCGCCAUGGUGCCGCACGUGGUGUACCAGCCGGUGCUGCCCAGGCCGCAGCACCACCACCACCGCGGCCACCAGCAGCCCGCGCAGGCCGCCACCACUGGCGGGCUGGUGUUCCUCCAGUACCGUAGCGAGACCAAGCGUGCGCUGCUGCCCAACGAGAUCACGUCGCUGGACACGGUGAAGGCGCUGUUUGUACGCUCCUUUCCCAAACAGCUCACCAUGGAGUACCUCGACUCGCCCAUGGUCAAGAUCUACAUUCACGACUCCUCCAAGGACAUGUUCUACGAGCUCGAGGACCUCAGGUCCCACCUGCGCGAGAUCCGCGACCGGUCGGUGCUGCGGCUGUUCGAGGCGGCCGACGUGAACGGGGGCGUGCUGCCCGGUGCAGGGGUGGGCCUGGCCCCGCCCCCGCCACCCUCCGCCUGGGACCAGGACCAGUCCUACUUCAGCGAGCCCGAGUUCGACUCCGACUACCACCACCAGCACAUCCACAAGAGCAAGGUAGGCACUCAACAAGUGUCUCCGCCCCAGAGCAGGCUUCACUCAUACCCUGGUCCCGGUGGCUACUAGGGCCGAGGUCUUCGAGCAGUCACAGCGUGUCAACACCAGAGAUAAUCUACAGUGUUGCUAUGAAAAGUGCUGUCUAGUCUGUUACAUACUGCUCCAAAACUGGAUUGUGUAGGACAAUUUCAAAAGGCUUUGACUGGGCCUUUUAAGUGUAAUUAUAUGAAGGUAAGUACUGGAGUAAGAUAAUGUGAUAGUGACCUAUAGGUACUGUAGCUGUGUGUGAGCGAACUUUGAAGAGUGUAGACAGCUUUGGAGAUAAAGUGGGAAUCCUGAUUGUCUCAAGAUGGGUCUCCGCCUUGGGGGAAUAAGUUGGUGUUAAAAUGGCCCCUGGAGAUAUUACGUGGCAGUGGCCAUUGGAGCGUAGGUAUUUUGAGAUAUGAGGUGGGGCACAAUUCUCAAGGCAGCCUUUGGAUUGCAUGAUCACAUCAAGGUGACCUUUCUCACAAGUGAUCAUUUCAGAAGCCUUCAAGGUCAGGGUGGCCAUUGGAGCAUGAGUGCAUGACGGUCGCAUUUGUGACACAAACAGCAGACAUUAAGCAGUACGAUUGUGUCAAAGUGAUGUGUGGUGAAUGUGAUCGUCUCAGCUGGCCUUUGAAGAUAGUGUCAGUGUGAGUCUUGGAGCAUAGCUUAUAACUGUUUCGGCUGGGACUUUAAGGUGUUCAGAUAUAUUUUGGGUGUAUCAUUAUGUCAAGGUGGUUUCUGUAGAGAGUGAACCCUUCAAGGCUGUCUAGCUAAUAUUAUUAUAAUGUACAGAUAAACACCACAGAUAUCGGAUUAUUUGCUUCAUUCUUAGUUUCACUGUACAAACAAGAGCAUCUCUAGUUAUUCAUUGCCCUGAUGGCAACCCAUUAAAGGUUCGAAGUUCCUCUCAGCAUUAUCUUCAACAAAAAGUUGAGAUGAACACACCACAGACCAGCUAGACAUGAUCACACUUUGCAGUUGUUCAUUAUGUUAGGGAAGCUACGUAUAGUCUGAUCACCUUUGGAGAGUGUCAUAGUGUCAAGUCAGUUUUUGGGGAAUGUGACAUUGUCAUUGUGGACUUUGGAAGUAGUGAUCAUAUCAGGGUGGCUAUUCAGUCAGAUAUAAGUGGGAUUCAAAAAGAAACGACCCGAAAGCAAAAUUAUAAAAACUAGUACCUGUAUGUCAGAUGUAUUGACCUUGGCUGUUGAGACACUUGUCCCACUGUGACCCAAGGUGGUGAAUGGCUGCCCCUUAAAAUUCCCAGGGCUGCGAUAUUAACCAGUUCCCCAGCUGGACGUCGUCGUCCGAGGUGAAUCGUUUGCCCCUCACAACCUUUUUAAGGGGACCAAAAAUGGCAUAACCACAGGGAGAGAGGUCCGGACUGUAUGGAGGGUGGCCGAGAACCGCCCAUUUGAAUUUCUGCAGGAGUGCCGCGACUGUGUUGGCCGUAUGAGGCUUUGCAUUGUUGUGGAGCAGAAUGAACCCACAGGUGAGAUUGCCUGGUCGUUUUGAUUUGAUCGCUUGGCGAAGGGUGGUCAAGAUUUGCGAGUAAAGCAGGGCAUUCACUGUUGUCCCUGUGAUUUUGCCAUUUUUGGUCCCCUUAAAAAGGCUCUGAGGGAGAAACGAUUCACCUUGGACGACAAUGUCCAGCUGUACUUGCAGAACUGGUUAAAAUUGCAGCCCCGGUAAUAUUAUGAGACAGCCAUUCACCGCCUUGUCUCAUAGUGGGACAAGUGUCUCAACAGCCAGGGUCAGUAUUUCUAACAUACAGGUACUGGUUUCUGUAAUUAUGCCUCUUGCUCGUUUCUUUUUGAACAGCCCUUAUAUAUAAUGUGGUACCCAUUUGGGCAUGAGUGUUUCAAGGCUGCUUAGGGAGGGGAUUAAAGCACAGUAACCUUUGUAGAGCAUGACCAUAUGAAAGUGACCUUUUGUCAACGUGACCAUGUCAAAGCACCAUUUAAAGGUAGAGAUUAUGUCCAGGUGGUCUUUGCAACAUGGGUGUAUCAUGAUAUCAGUUAGAAUACGGUGAUGUUAAGACAGUGAUUGGGAUGUAUGUUGGUGUCAAGGUGGUCUGUGGUGAAUGUGGUCAUGUCAACUGGCCUUUGGGGAUCAUGCCAAUGUGGCCUUCAAAGCAUGGGUACGUCAAUGUGCCAACUGGGACAUCAUGGUUGCUUAGGACACCUUGGUCGAGUACGGUUAUAGCAAGUGGUCUCUGUAUAGUGUGGUCUUGUCAAGGCAGUCUUUUGGCGAGUUAUAUCAGUGUGGCGUCUGGGAUAAUUAUCGUGUAAAUAUUGCUGCCGAAGCAUGAGUGUGCUGUAAUGUCCAUUAGGACACAAGAAUGUCAGGGCGGCAUUUGGGGAGUCAGUUGUAUCAUGGUAGUCUUUAUAGAGUGUGAUGAUGUCAAGGUGACCUUUGGCAGAUAUGCCUAUGUAGCAGCACUUUUUGGGUGUCAUUUGUAAAAUGCGGUCAGGUGAAGAUGGUUUUCGUAUGUCUCCGGAUCCUUUUUGUAAACCAUCUUAUCUUGUUGGCCUACAAUGUUUCUGAUCUCCUUUGAAGAGUUUGGAGCUGACGAUACUAGAAGGAGUUUUUCAGUGUACUGUUGGGAACAUGAUGGUGUCUACAUCUACAUUGAUACUCCGCAAGCCACCCAACGGUGUGUGGCGGAGUCAGUGUAGUCAGUGGAGAGAUUAAUAGUAACAGGAUGGCCUUUGCAGAGUGUGGU
Messenger RNA from Schistocerca serialis cubense, 3638 nucleotides. Its product is annotated as coiled-coil domain-containing protein CG32809-like. Gene Ontology annotation, cellular component: cytoplasm. The transcript has 6 exons. The record is from RefSeq and is a predicted model, not a curated record. Bases 113 to 958 code for a protein of 281 amino acids. NCBI's taxonomy places the organism in Eukaryota, Metazoa, Arthropoda, Insecta, Orthoptera, Acrididae.